Molecule: messenger RNA, 1569 nt
Organism: Peronospora farinosa
Lineage: Eukaryota; Oomycota; Peronosporomycetes; Peronosporales; Peronosporaceae
Source: the annotation of a GenBank genome assembly
AUGACGAAGACCAUUAUUGAACCACUGUCGAUUCUUCGCGUAGUGCUGCAUGUAGCUACGGCGUUGCUACUGAGCCUUCGAAGUUCCCAACUGGACUCUGCAUUGCAUCCAUUUCAGCGGGCGAUUGCCAACAACUGGGUGCGGCUGCUCUUCUACGUGGACGCGAGCAAGACGAUCGGGAAAGACGAGGAAAUUGUGACGCUGCCGCAUUUUCUGCUUGAAGCAGAGGAAGAAAUCGCAGCCAAUGUGGACGAUCAGUUUUUUAGCGGUGGUUUCGCGGCACGGACGUCAGCGCUGCCAGUGGGCGCGUUGUUCACGAUCGAGGAGACGCGUCAGCAUUUGCACGGGGCGGUACUCAACUAUUUUCGACUGGCGGACGUGGCACUGGACUCGUAUCUCGUCUAUUGCAACGAGAGCUCUGAGAAUUUGCUGUUGAUUCCGCCUCCAAUGCUUACAGUGCGGGCGGACAUAAGGGACGAGACAUUGGAUCAAGUAUACAACAUCACAAACGCUUCAGCCAGCGAGCAGUGGCCGGCCCCGCUGCGGAUGGGCACAAACUCUGCACGCCAUCAGGAGACACGCGCAUUUUUCGAUGCAUUAGACGCCAUGGAGCUCAAGGUGGUGGUGGGCAUGAAAAGAAAAGAGAAAAAGGUGACAAAGGACGCAGGAGUGGACAAGCUUUACGAGUGGACAGUCGUGAUGCGCUACGACCUGCUGAACCAAGGCCACCUGGAGGUCACUUUAAAUUAUAAUCUUGUACAGGUGCCGCUACUGGAGGGUAAAAGGAGGAAGGAAGGAGAGAAGGACAUGCCGCCGGUGCUGCUGGAUACCAGCGUCACGCUCAAUUGGGUUACGCUGGUGGUGAUUGGACUCUACCAGGCAGUCGAGUGCUCAGUAAAGUGGACAGCCGUCAAGGCUGAAGUAGCUAAGCACUCCGAAUCAUCUCGCCAUUUUUGCAGAAACCCGAUCACGCUCGCCCUGAGCAAAGGGGCAAAAGACUUCUGGUUCUGGUUUGUCUUGGCUGUCAAUUUCGCGACUGCAGUGUGUUUCUUGGCUACAUGGCGCCACGCCUAUCAACUCUCUUUGCGCGAUACGCUGUGCUUCACGUUUGCCUGCUGUUGUGCAUUGCAGUGGAGCAGCUUUGUGCGAUAUCUACAGGUGAACACUAGAUUCCAAACCCUUGGACUCACACUGCGGCGUGGCUUGCCGCGAGUGAUGCAGUUUCUUAUCGGCGUUCUGCCCAUAUUUAUUGGCUUUGUGCUGUUUGGAACGGUCAUGUUCGGUGCUAAGGUGCCUCGCUUCCAGAGUGCAAGUGUCACAGCUACCACGUUGUUUUCCGUAGCCAAUGGAGACGAAGUUCAUGACACUUUUAUCGACGUCGCAUACACUCCUUGGAUCGGGCAAAUCUAUGUGUAUAGCUACAUGAUCCUGUUUAGUUACGUUGUUUUGAUGGUGUGCAUCGGCAUCAUCGAGGACGCUUUCUUCUCUGCUGUGUUUGCGAAAGACUCGGAAGGACGUCAUAUGUCAGGACCUAAAAGGACACCAUUAGAAGCUCACAAGUAUACAUGA